GAGAGGCGAGAUUACGUCAUGUGGGAAGACGCUGGUUUUCAGCUCGGGAUCAGCCUACUAGUAACUCGAGGGAAGUUCUUUCUCCACUAAAAACACAUUUUGAAAACUUUUACGAAAGCUUUUGUUAAACAUUCCUCGGCUCGUUUUUUUUUUUUUUUUUGUUAAAUCACAGCUAAACGAUGUCGUUUGUCCCCGGUCAACCAGUGACUGCAGUUGUGCAAAGAAUUGAAAUCCAGAAGCUUCGCCAAGGAGAAAACCUGAUUCUGGGCUUCAGCAUCGGAGGCGGUAUCGACCAGGACCCCGGGCAGAACCCCUUCUCUGAGGACAAGUCAGAUAAGGGAAUCUAUGUGACCAGGAUAACUCCAGGAGGACCAGCAGAAGUUGCAGGGUUGAAGAUGGGAGACAAAAUCAUGCAGGUGAACGGCUGGGAUAUGACCAUGGUGACUCACGACCAGGCUCGUAAAAAACUGACAAAGAAGAGGGAAGAUGUGGUGAGGCUACUGAUAACCAGGAAGUCCCUGGAAGAAGCGGUUAAACAUUCAAAGGGGAGCCAUCCCAGACAGUGAUCUGCCUGCACAGACUAAUGCGAGGACAACAAAAGACAGAGUAGUUUUAUAAACGCUACAAACAUCUCCAAAUGCAGCUGCCCUGUGGCCUGUAAAGCUACAUCAACGCAAAGAAAUCAGAUACAAGUCCAUCCAUUUAACGUUUGGUGACUUAUUGAGUUAUCUGAGGCUUGAGUCUAAUCCCAAUUACAAUAAAUUUAUCAGCUUUCCCUUUAAGACAUGUUUCUACUGCUAGA
Messenger RNA from Xiphophorus hellerii (green swordtail), 802 nucleotides. It is a transcript of the gene tax1bp3, whose product is annotated as Tax1 (human T-cell leukemia virus type I) binding protein 3. Bases 180 to 566 code for a protein of 128 amino acids. The record is from RefSeq and is a predicted model, not a curated record. Gene Ontology annotation, cellular component: basolateral plasma membrane; postsynaptic density; adherens junction. Lineage: Eukaryota; Metazoa; Chordata; Actinopteri; Cyprinodontiformes; Poeciliidae. Gene Ontology annotation, biological process: neurotransmitter receptor transport postsynaptic membrane to endosome; cell-cell adhesion; receptor clustering. The transcript has 4 exons. Gene Ontology annotation, molecular function: protein kinase binding.